Molecule: messenger RNA, 1104 nt
Organism: Oreochromis aureus
Lineage: Eukaryota; Metazoa; Chordata; Actinopteri; Cichliformes; Cichlidae
Product: zinc finger protein 235-like
Exons: 2
Biological process (GO): central nervous system development; regulation of transcription by RNA polymerase II
Cellular component (GO): nucleus
Molecular function (GO): DNA-binding transcription factor activity, RNA polymerase II-specific; RNA polymerase II cis-regulatory region sequence-specific DNA binding
Source: RefSeq, a predicted model, not a curated record
AUGAGAUCCUCAGUUGAUUCGGGCGCUCCAUUAGAGAGUGAGCCUUCGACAGGUUCCGCUGGAGACUUAAAGGCACAUCGACGCAUCCACAGUGGAUUUAAGCCAUACUGCUGUGACUUGUGUGGAAAUUCUUUUGCCCAGGCUGGACACUUAAAAAAACACCAACUCAUCCACAGUGGAGUUAAACCUUACAGCUGUGACUUGUGUGGAAAGUCUUUUACCCAGGCUGGAGACUUAAAGGCACAUCGACUCAUCCACAGUGGAUUUAAGCCAUACAGCUGUGAGUUGUGUGGAAAGUCUUUUGCCCAGGCUGGACACUUAAAAAAACACCAACUCAUCCACAGUGGAGUUAAACCUUACAGCUGUGACUUGUGUGGAAAGUCUUUUACCGAGUCUGGAGGUUUAAAAAAACACCAACUCAUCCACAGUGGAGUUAAACCUUACAGGUGUGAGUUGUGUGGAAAGUCUUUUACCGAGUCUGAAGUUUUAAAAAAACACCAACUCAUCCACAGUGGAGUUAAACCUUACAGCUGUGACUUGUGUGGAAAGUCUUUUACCGAGUCUGGAGGUUUAAAAAGACACCAACUCAUCCACAGUGGAGUUAAACCUUACAGCUGUGAGUUGUGUGGAAAGUCUUUUUCCGAGUCUGGAGGUUUAAAAAAACACCAACUCAUCCACAGUGGAGUUAAACCUUACAGCUGUGAGUUGUGUGGAAAGUCUUUUACCCAGGCUGGAGGUUUAAAAAAACACCAACUCAUCCACAGUGGAGUUAAACCUUACAGCUGUGACUUGUGUGGAAAGUCUUUUACCGAGUCUGGAGGUUUAAAAAAACACCAACUCAUCCACAGUGGAUUUAAACCUUACAGCUGUGACUUGUGUGGAAAGUCUUUUACCCGGGCUGGAAGCUUAAAAACACACCAACUCAUCCACAGUGGAGUUAAACCUUACAGCUGUGACUUGUGUGGAAAGUCUUUUACCGAGGCUGGAGACUUAAAAAAACACCAACUCAUCCACAGUGUAGUUAAAGCACACUACUGUGACUUGUGUGGUAAAGCUUUUGCUCAAAGUCGAAACUUACAGAAGCAUCUAGUUACCCACUCUGGA